Leptopilina heterotoma is the source of this 5305-nucleotide messenger RNA. RefSeq lists its product as uncharacterized. Gene Ontology annotation, molecular function: protein binding. Gene Ontology annotation, biological process: signal transduction; regulation of establishment of bipolar cell polarity; establishment of mitotic spindle orientation. The transcript has 11 exons. The record is from RefSeq and is a predicted model, not a curated record. Gene Ontology annotation, cellular component: spindle. The coding region runs from base 116 to 4693 and encodes 1525 amino acids. Lineage: Eukaryota; Metazoa; Arthropoda; Insecta; Hymenoptera; Figitidae.
ACCAACAAAAAUAAACAAAUCAAUUAAAAAAGAAACCAAGAGAAAGAAGAACAAACCAAGAAAAAAUAGAAACAGAUUAAGAAAUAAAAAAUAAAAAUAAAAAUACAUUUUCCAAAUGAAAUUCCGAAAAGAAUCGUCUUCCAAUAGUCCAAAGAUGGAUCUGCUCUCUCGUCGUUCAUCGACUGGCAGAUUAUCAACAUUCAAAAGAACAAAAUCAUUUCGUGCUUCCAUUCGAAUAAUGUCAAAAAUUCGCAACCACACAAGCGCCGAUUGUUCAAAUCAAACUACAAACCAAAAUCAAUCAACAAUUUCUCCACAAUCAAAAGAAACGAUAAUUAAAACAAGUCAAUGGACAUUGCCAUUUCUACAAAAGAAACAACAAUCAGAUUCUCUUUCAUCAAACAAAAUUGAGGUAAAUAAAAAAAAUCAAUCUAAAAAAAAUGAUGAUAAUUCCGAAACACGAAAUAUUGAACUAUUAAAAAAUAUCGAAUCAGCAAAAAUAGCCAAAGAUUUAAAACAAAAAUUAUCCCUCACCAAUCGAAUAAUGGGAAGAAAUCGAAAAGGUUUGCAAAAUAAUGUUAAUAAUAAUAAUAAUAACAAUAACAAUAAACGUACCGAUAAACGAGAAAAAAGUAAAUCCACUCCUUCUAGUGAACAAUUUGAAAAGUCUCAUUAUUCUCAAAAUACGGAGAAAAUAACCGGAAAGAAAGAGUAUCCGGUUUAUCCAACUGGAGAAUACAAUUCCUAUGAGAAUCCAACUUUCUGUUUAGACAGUUCGAUUGAUUCUUCCGUGAACGAAUUUUUUUUCCCAGUUAAAAAUGAUGAUUUUGACACAACUGUAAAAAAUACACCAACAAUUAUUAUUAAUGAAAAUUUAAAAUCAUCAAUGGAAACACUCACUAUUCUAGUCGAUUCUAAACGUGAUAAUGAUAAAUGUUCUGUGAUUAAUAAUUUUGAUCGGAAUGAAAAAAAAUUGUCGAAUGACAAAACAAAAUAUGUUAAUAAUGAAGAAAAUGGAAAUCAUGUUAUUUUAAGAAGUACAAUGAAUAAAAUUAAUGAAACUGCCAAUAACAGUCAAUGUGAAGUGACUUCGGAAAAAGUAACUUCCGCCAAGUUCUUAAGACCAAGAACAGUCGAUAAUAUUACCAACUUUUUGAACGGUGGUCGAAGCAGUUUCCGAGUUAAAAAGAUCAAUCAUAAAAAAGAAGUACACGAGUCCAAGGAUCCCGAGUCCAUCAUCCAUGACCGCGUUUCGAUGACAACCACUUUUGGAUCAAAGCUGCAAUCGCAACAAGGGAUGGAUUUUCUUGAGGGCUUUGGAAAAAAGAAAAAUCAACAUCAUCUGAACAACUUGUCAUCAAUUCACAUCAAUCCACUCACGGCACAACCUUCCCUCAAUAUUCACUUGCAUGCUUUGUUUGCAGCAGUCGAACAUGGUCAUAUAGAUAAGGCAAGGACUAUUUUGGAGUCAACUGAUGUAGAUGUAAACAGUGUAAAUAGCGACGGUUUGUCUCCACUGGACGUGGCAGUCUUGAGUAACAACAGACCUUUAGCAAAAAUGUUGGUUACAUUUGGAGCACAGGAAGGCAAUCAGUUUAAAUCACCAGAUUCGUUGGGGAGUCAUUUGGCAUCAUUGCUGUCAGAGGCAGAGCGACGUGUUCAAGAACUAGGAGGCAGUACUUCUGGAAGUAGUGGAACGACCCUUUUGGAACCACUGAGUCAUAGGUCCAGUUUCUCAAACCCACACAAUAAUCUGACAGGAUGUAGCGGAAACACCGAAGACAAACAACUAGCUCUUUGGGAAAGGAGAGCACGAGCUUUAAGGAAAAUGUUACUUGGUUUUAAUCAAGCCAGACCGCCGGAUAAGCCGUACUUGGUAUCGGUUGAUGUCACGGGUACAACUUCCGUCAUAGCCAGGUUUCAAGAAUCAGAUUCGCAUGAUUCCGCAAUUUGCACAAAAUUCAAAGUUCAGUGGAGUGUGAAAGACGAUUUCUCGGUGUAUGACGAGAGGGAAGUUUUAGACAUGAAACAGAGGGAAUGUAGAAUCGAUGGCCUUAUUCAAGGUCAAAAAUAUUAUUUUAGAGCUGCUGCUGGAAAUUUGAAAGGCUAUAGUAAAUUUCGACCUUCGACACCGGCUUAUGUAACUCCAAGCAGUUGGAGAGACAUUGACGGAAGGGUGCCAAGGUUCGCUGGCCGAUUGGAGCAAUUAGAUACCCUUUUUACUGAUAUACGUGGUGCGGAAUAUACACAAGAGACACCAGCGGCACAAAGGCGUAAUCAUAAGAAAAAGACAACGAUAAAGCAAUUAUUCACAGCGACAAGUAAAUUUCAAAAAAAUCUUCGACGAGGAGUAUUCCUUGCGUGUUUACUUUAUAACGAGGAUAAAAUAUUGGUGACAAAUGAAGAUUUUCUGCCUGUUAUUGAAAUUGACGAGACUUAUCCAAGUUGUAUUUAUAAUGAUUUUCAUUGGCUUAUGAAAAUUGCCUGCACAUGGGACGAUGUUAAAUCACUACGUCAGGAUAUGGAAAAAAGUCAUAUGAGCUCGACGAAUCAUUUUAGAAUAAAAUUACUUCAAGCCGCUUCACAGAUGCAGGCGGCAUUGUGUACACAGAACCUAGGGCAACUGUAUUACAAACCGAUUCGAGAUAUUCAAGGCACGUUAGUAUUUACGACGAUAAACUAUGUGAAAACGCCAAAAUUGGUUUCUGUUUUGAAUAGCAGAUGGUUACCGUUGAGUAAAAUAACGAAGAAAAUAAUAACACACGAGGACAGUAAUGUGGCUGACAUUCUCAUGGCCAGUAUACAGGAACAAAUAACUUAUCAUCAAGUCAGUAGUAUUAAAUUAUCCCGUGGUCUCUAUCUCGGCUAUUUGAAAAUGCAAAGCAGCGUGGAUCUUAUUCAGGUCGUUGUGCCAGUCAAGUCGCCGAAUGUUCUGCCCCAUUGUAAAAUUCGGGACAAUCCUCACGUUUCAGCGGAAGAAUGGGAGUACUUGAAGAGGAUGACGCGAAUUCAGGCGUCUUCGACAUCGGUCCUGCAGGACGAGGAGGAAAAGGAGAAUGCCUCGAAUGAAUCACAGGGAACGGAGCAGCAGAAGCAAUUUAUUGAUAUUGUCUCGCAAACGGCGAAACGUCUAUUCAGUCAUAUGGAAAUUAAUCCUGAGGACUCCCUUGUGCAUCGUCUCUAUGACGCGGAAGUGGUCGAUUUAACUCACAAUGUGUCAUUUCUCAUCACUGUUCCACCGGCAGAGACUGCGUGCUCAGUUCCCGGUACGAGGGAAAUUUUACUUCAACGUGGCGAUCUUCUAUCGUUGCCAAUUCAAGUCUUUGAAAUGGUUCACCUCAUGACUUAUCAAAAAGAAGUGAUAAAUCGUUACUCGAGAAUGAGUUGUAUUUUAGAAUUGGACACAGCUCAAGCUCAACACAACCAACGCGAGGCAUUCAGUACAUCAGAAUUAAAUAUCGCCAAGGACAAACUAAUGAGACUUCAGGAUCUUCAAUCACAAAUGAAUACCGUUUGGAAAGGUGCACGUUGGCUCGUUGACGUUAUUACCUUCGCUCGGGACAGAGGAUCAACACUGUCAAACGCUCAAUCAGCGGGAAUUUGCAUGAAACACCUGUUGAGUUUGGACAGAAAUAAAAACAGUGGUAACAGUCUAAAGAGAAGUCUCCUUCAAUUACCUCCGAGAGAUCCAAAAUUAGUAAAAUCAAGUCCUGGAAGAGGUAGUUGGCCAGGUCCAAAUAUCACAAAUUCAUCGUCAAAUCUUCUAACAACGGAAUUUAGUAAAAGUGAACAACAAUUACCAAGCAGUCAAUAUAUUCGUAAAGGUAGUGAUACAUCGAAUAUUUCAAGUGACACCGAACAGGUGAAAUCAUCACUUCCAGUGAGUAGUACCAGUAAUUUAUCAAAUAGCAAUAAUCAUCAUUUGAUUCCACUGCAAAAUAUUCGACUACCACCGUCAAAAUCAGAGGAUACACUUUUAUUGGCGAAAUAUAAACAAAGUCCAAAGAAUCGUUCAGUGGCAGUGACAUCAGUUUCGGCGAGUACAAGUCCAUUAUUGAGUAUUAAACCAAUGAUGUACGGUGGAUCACUUCUCAGUGUUUCGACCGCAAUGACAAAUACAACGAGUUUAUUGAGCGUCAGUAAUAACACGAAUUCAGACAGUAUGCAUUCAAUAAGCAGCGAUGAAUAUUCAACACCAAAUUCAAGUGUUUGCAUAAAAACCGGACACGGGAAAAUAAAAUCAUCAAAACCAACUGCAAGUGUUGCUGCAAUGGCUAGUGGAACGAUUGAGGGUCAUCGUGAUGAGGAGAAGGAUGAAGCUACAAUGAUGCCUGCACCACUUCCUGGAAUUUUGCAGGUUUACGCGGCCUAUGAAACUGGUUUAGCAUCAGGGACAAGUUUGAAACUACAUGUAACCCCAAGAACCACAGCAAGAGAGGUGGUCGAUUUAGUAGUGAAACAGCUCAAUAUGGCCGUAAUGUUGAAAGGCCAAGAAGGGCCAAUUUAUACAUCCGACGAGCUACCGAACUUUUGUCUUGUUGCCGUUAUUGGCGCACGAGAACGAUGCCUCAGGGAUGACUUUAAACCCCUUCAGCUUCAAAAUCCAUGGAAAAAAGGUCGACUCUACGUACGACAAAAACAAGAUGUUCUUGCUGCUCUAGAGCACAGCAGUAAACACACAACAUUUUUGUAGCAAAUUUUUAAAAAAUUGAACGAGUCUUGAAAAAUUUAGACUUUUUUUAAAUUUUCGAUAAAAUUAUUUAUAAUUUUAAUUUUUUUAAUUUUUAAUUUUAUCCUCGAGAUAUGUAAUUCUAGAAUUAGUAUUCUAUUUAUAUAGAAAAAAAAUUGAAUUUAAAAAAUAAUAAAUAGAUUUUUGAUUAUAAAUAACAUAUCAGUAUUUACAUUUAAAUUGUGCCUUUGUUUCUCUAUAUCAACAAAAUUUCGAUGUUUCGAAAAUAAUAUCAAUUUUCAAAUUAUUUCAAAAAUUGUAAGAAACAAUUUUUUUUUUCAAAUUUUUAGAGAACAAUUUUUACACUUCUCAAAUAGGUGUAAAUUUGACCCACAAUCUAUUUUUUUACAAAGACAAUUUUUUCAUUUUUUAAAGAAUAAAAAGACUCGUUCUUUUUAAAAUCGAUAAAAUUAUUGUAAAGCCACGAUAGUAUUUCGAAAUUGAGGCAUAAAAUGAAUACAAAAACAUUCCACGAUGAAUGUGAUUUACUUCGAAAUUCGAAGUUACGAUCCUGUACUAUUUUUCGAAUGUUAGAUAGUUUGUAAAGAAAUUAUUAUAUAAAUAAUACUCAAAAUA